Alosa sapidissima (American shad) is the source of this 7510-nucleotide messenger RNA. It is a transcript of the gene cacna2d2a, whose product is annotated as calcium channel, voltage-dependent, alpha 2/delta subunit 2a. Gene Ontology annotation, cellular component: voltage-gated calcium channel complex. Bases 283 to 3621 code for a protein of 1112 amino acids. Gene Ontology annotation, molecular function: voltage-gated calcium channel activity. The record is from RefSeq and is a predicted model, not a curated record. The transcript is spliced from 39 exons. NCBI's taxonomy places the organism in Eukaryota, Metazoa, Chordata, Actinopteri, Clupeiformes, Clupeidae.
GAAAAGGAGAGCGAGAGAGCGAGCGAGCAAAUAAGGCACAGCAGCAGCACCAGUGGCGGCAGCAGCGUCAGUGCAUCUGUGUGUCUUCGUAUCGACUUGUCUCUGGCUGCCAAUCGUCAGUCAAUCGGUUUGGGCUUGAGAUUUCACAGCACCUGAUCUUCAGGAGCAUUUGCUAUCCGCCGACACCGACAGACAUUCGGCUUCAACACUCCGUUUUCCCCUAAGAGAGUACAAACGCCGCUCCGUCACAUUUAUAUCAGUUUCUUGCAUUUUUAAUGGAAAAUGGCGCUCUGCCCUCAGUCAUCCGGAAUGUUUUGCCUGUUCGCUAUCCAAACUAUCCUGAUCAUCUGCGUGUCCACGCCAGGAACAGCGGCUCUCAAAUUCCCCCAGCAUUACACGAUGGUCCACUGGGCUCGACGCAUCGAGAAGGAGCUGGAGAGGGUCCUGCCACUGGUCACUGGAGUGCAGCAGAUGAAAGGGAUUUACAGUGAGAAAAGAAGCCAGUAUGACACGAAGAGCAACCAACCCAAGGACCUGGUGGAGCGGGUGGCACGGAACAUCGCCCGGCUGCUCAACAGCAAGCGCAAGGCCCUGGAGAGACUGGCACAAGAGGCGGAGCGACUGCAGAAGGAGCAUCCCUGGCAAGACGGCCUCAAAGACUCUGAUAUCACCUAUUAUGACUCCAAAGCAGAGGCUGAUAGCUCAGAGGAAGAUGGAGAGAAUCUGCUGGCAAACUCCAACUCACUGAAGUUAGACUUCGUCGAUGAUCCCAACUUCAAGAACAAGGUCAACUACUCAUACACAGCGGUGCAGAUCCCCACAGACAUCUACAAGGGCUCCCCCACCAUCCUGAACGAGCUGAACUGGACCCAGGCCCUGGAGCCCGUCUUCAUCAGUAACAGCCAGGAGGACCCCUCCCUGCGCUGGCAGGUAUUCGGCAGCGCCACUGGCGUCACCAGAUACUACCCAGCCACCCCAUGGAGAGCACCAAAUAAGAUUGAUCUGUAUGAUGUGCGCAGAAGACCAUGGUACAUCCAAGGAGCCUCGUCUCCCAAGGACAUGGUCAUCAUUGUCGAUGUGAGUGGCAGUGUGAGUGGCCUGACGCUGAAGCUGAUGAAGAUGUCUGUGGUCGAGAUGCUGGACACCCUGUCUGAUGACGACUAUGUCAAUGUAGCACGGUUCAAUGAGAAAGCUGAGCCGGUGGUACCCUGCUUUAGGUCCAACCUGGUGCAGGCCAACAUGCGCAAUAAGAAGAUCUUCAAGCAGGCCAUUGCCCACAUGCAGGCCAAGGGUACCACGGUCUACAAGUCCGGCUUCCAGUUCGCCUUUGAGCUGCUCCUCAACGACACCGGCUCCCCCAGAGCCAACUGCAAUAAGAUGAUCAUGAUGUUCACAGACGGAGGUGAAGACCGAGCCCAGGAGGUCUUUGAGAAGUACAACUGGCCCAACAAAACGGUCAGAGUCUUUACCUUCUCCGUUGGCCAGCACAACUAUGAUGUCACCCCACUGCAGUGGAUUGCGUGUGCCAACAAAGGUUACUACUUUGAAAUUCCAUCCAUUGGGGCUAUCCGUAUCAACACACAGGAGUACCUUGAUGUUUUGAGUCGGCCAAUGGUCCUUGCUGGUACCCCAGCCAAACAGGUCCAGUGGACCAACGUCUACCAGGAUGCUCUGGGCCUGGGACUGGUCAUCACUGGAACUGUGCCAGUCUUCAACCUCACUGCUGAUGGAUCGCCGCAGAAUCAGCUGAUCCUUGGAGUAAUGGGCGUGGACAUUACCCUGAAUGAAAUCCAAGCACUCACACCUAGAUACAAGCUUGGGGCAAAUGGAUACACAUUUGCCAUAGACCCUAAUGGCUACGUGCUUUUGCAUCCUAACCUGCAGCCUAAGACCAUUAACUUCAGAGAGCCCGUCACUCUAGACUUCCUGGAUGCUGAGCUUGAGGACAGCAACAAAGAGGAGAUCCGUCGCCUGAUGAUUGAUGGCCGGCCUGGGAAGAAGAAGAUAAAGACGCUGAUUAAGUCGAUAGAUGAGCGGUACAUUGAUGAAGCCAUGAGAACUUACAUCUGGACCCCUGUGGAUGGAACAGAUUACAGUCUGGGGUUGGUUCUGCCCACCUACAGCGAGAGCCACAUCCGGGCCAACCUGAGUGACCAGAUCCUUCAGGUCCAGUUGCCAGUGUCAGACAGCAAGGAUUUUGAGUCUUUGCUGCCCAACAGUUUUGAGUCGGAGGGCCAUGUGUUCAUUGCUCCCAGGGAAUACUGCAAAGACUUGGAGCUUUCUAGCAACAACACAGAAUUCCUUCUCAACUUUAUUGCCCUGAUGGAGAAAGUCACUCCAGACUCCAAACAAUGUGAUAAUUUCCUUCUCCACAACCUAAUACUGGACACAGGAAUCAUUCGCCAGCUUGUGGAGAAAGUGUGGAAAAAUAAAGAUCUAAAGACAUAUGGCUUCCUAGCAGUCUUUGCAGCCACAGAUGGAGGGAUCACACGAGUCUUUCCCAAUAAAGCUGCUGAAACCUGGGAGGAGGACCCAGAGCCUUUCAACGCCAGCUACUACCGCCGCAGCCUGGACAACAAGGGCUACAUCUUCCGAGCUCCUUACCGCACAGCCAACGACGAGUUCUUGGACCCAGAGAACGACACCAUCGGCAUCCUGGUCAGCACAGCGCUGGAGCUCUCUGUGGACUCCAGGACCAUCAAGCCCGCAGUGUUGGGCGUUAAGAUGGACCUCGAAGCCUGGACUGACAAGUUUAAGAUGCUCGCUACCAACCACACAGGAAACGGCCGGAGCUUCCCUUCGUGUGGAUCGAAUGGCUGUGAAAUGGACUGUGAGGCCAACAGUGAAGACCUCCUAUGCUACCUGAUUGAUGAUGGUGGAUUUCUGGUCAUGUCUAAUCAGAGAGACCACUGGAAUAAGAUUGGUAUGUUUUUCAGUGACGUUGACGCCUACCUGAUGCACGCCUUGUACAACAACUCCUUCUACAACCGCAAGCAGUCCUAUGACUACCAGUCUGUGUGCGCCCCGGUGCAAAACAGCAACACAGGGGCCGCCCCUCGAGGGGUGUUUGUGCCAACCAUCGCUGAUUUCCUCAACUUGGCCUGGUGGACAUCUGCAGCAGCGUGGUCUGUGCUGCAGCAGAUGCUGUAUGGUGUGGCCUACCGCAGCUGGUUUGUGACAGAUUUGGUGGAUGCGGAUGGCAUGGAGUUCAGAGAAACCAGCUGUGUCAAGAUCCAGACUCAGUUCUACUUCACCAAUGUCACCAGCUCUUACAACACCCUACAGGACUGCGGCAACUGCUCCCGGCUGUUUCAUGCUAAACGGAUAGAGAACACCAACCUGCUGUUUGUGGUGGCCGAAGUCAUGCCUUGCAGCUCAUGCGAGAUUGAAAAGCUCUCUCAAGUGGAAGUCGACUUCAAAGAAGAGGAUCCAUGUAAUGUCCUUGCUACAGCACGGUAUCGAAAAGGCCCCAACAGCUGUUACGACUACAACAUGGCGGAGAACUCGUCAGACUGUGGCCGAGGUCACUCGUUCAGCCCCUCCAUAAGCACUCUUCUCUCGCUCCAGUUUUUCCUCCUUUCUAUAUGGGCCACUCCCCAGGCCCUGCCUCUAUCUCUUUAACUCUUCCUCCCUCUCUUCCUCCUCCUGUCCUCCUUCUCCUUCGUCCCUUCUCUCCUGCAUCACCUAUACUCUUUUUUUGUCUCUCUCUUUACUCUCCUUUCCUCUUCUGCGCUCUAGUCAUAGAUUAUAAAGGGACUUCCUGUUGACCUAAUUGGAAGCCCAUCUCUGUGCUGCUGCUACGCCCACUUAGCUUCACAGGUUGUUGCCUAGUGACAGUCGCUGAGCUACGUGGUCUCCAGCCAAUCGCCCUUCAGCUAUGGAGGGAGUUGCCGUCUUAUAGUGUUUCUCUAUGUAAAAUGUUGAUAUAGCAGUGGAAAGAAGUGGAAGAUGUUAGCCAGCGGCAGGGGGACAAAAUUGACACAGGAACACUUUCAGUCGCUGACCAGCUAAGAGAACGACAAUGGAAAACGGAUGUCUGCCGCCAAUGGAACACUGUGUUUUAGAUCAUAUGACUCUUGACCACAGAGGUCAAAGUUCAUCCCGCGAAUUCAUUGCAGAGCCACAGAGGGCCAUCUGUGUUCUGCUGCUUUUGCCUAUCUUAAAUGAAACGGGCUAUGGAACACUCAGCCAUCCACAUGCAUUGAAAAAAAGGAAGCUUAAAAAAUGUGAUGUUUUGUGUUUAAAACAGAAGGAAAAGCGAAAAACAUAUUGGUGUGAGUAUUCUAAGCGCAUCUCCAUACUUAAUGGGAUAAAAGAAGAGUGUAGGUGUAAACAAAAAAACAUCUUGUUUGUUCAUGCACUGUAUCUACUUCUUGCCAAAAUGAGAUAGACUUUUGUGGUGUGGUCUUAUUUUUCUAGCCAAAUUAGAUGGAGAUAAAAAAAAAAAAUGAUAGAAGGACUCAUAUUGGAGGGAAAACAGAAAAUACAAGAAAAAUAAAUUGAAGGCAUUUCUGAAGCAUCUGAGGAAUACAGCCUCAUUCUUCUCUGUCUGGGAUCUUGGAUCGCGAUGGCAACUUAGCCAGCACUGAACCCCCCCUGGACUUAUGGAGGAGUGAGAACCAGCAGGGACCUUGCACGACGUGGAGACACCUCUCCACUCGCCAUCCCUCUACUCCCCCUCCUCCCCUCCAGGGACGAGUUCACUUGGAUACUGAGAGUUGAAUAGACAGCUGGGAAAGGGAAAAAAAAAUACAAUAAAAAAAAAAAUAGCUAAAGCAGACAUUUUUAUUUUGCAAUGCAAAAUUCCUCUGGCUUGAUACAAUCAGCGAUGUGUAGGAUCAUCAUUCGUGGGCCUCGGGAGAAGCGCUGACAGCUCCUCUGGUGAACAGGAGGCACAGCUGAUAACAUUUCCCUCACGCUCCUCCUGCGCUGCCGCCGCCGCAGCCCACGACGACAGUAAACAAACACGGCACUUGCGCUUUUCUCAUUUCCCACCGCUGCUGAGAUUGUGUGUGUGUGUGUGUGUGUGUGUGUGUGCACGUGCGUGUAAGCAGAUGUCCUUUCCAACGUACCUGCCAUUCUCAUCACCGCGCAGCAAGCCUCCAGCUGUGAGAACACUGCAUCAGGCAGAUGAUAAUGAUGAUAAUGAAUCACACAACAGUCUGAGGGGGAAAUGUGAGAGUGUGUGUGUGUGUGUAUGGGGGGGGGGGGGGGGGUGUUAAUAGUGCUGUGAGCUUAUGUUGGGACCUUGACAGAGGGGGAGAGGGGAGAACAUGGCAAACUGACGUCUCACUUUCUCCACUCCCCACUAAAAGGUUCCCUUCACUCAUGGGGCUGUGAGGCCAGAGGAAAAUUGUGUUAUCUGAAAAUGACUUUUAUUAAACAUAAUGUUACAUUUUGUUUUGUUCUGUUUUGUUCCAGUGCUAUUCGUACACUUUGUAUUCACAAGAGCUAUUCUGACAGAGUUCAAACAGUAAAACAAAAAGUCCUUUAGUAGCAGAGUUCAAACAGUAAAACAAAAAGUCCUUUAGUAGGGGCAUGUGUUAAGGCAUUUUUUCAGAUGUGCUCUUUUCCAUCAGUGUUUUGUUUUUAUAUUUUUUGUUAUUAUUAUUAUUUUUGGACAUCUUUUAAAAAAAAACAAUAAUCACUCCUUUUUGUAGUGCCUUUAUGCACUUGUGUUGAACAGCUUGGACUUUUCUGGAAUGCGGUACAGCACCUCCAUAGGCCGCAGUGAGAGCCUGUGGGGCGUUAAUAUCCCUUCUGAAGUCACGUCAAAGGCCUUACAGAUUCCAUAGCAGAGCAGUCUGAGAAGGAGAGAAGAGGGACUCAACCUCUCCCUCCUGUUUGGGUUAACAGACUGUAACUUUCCCUGUUAUCCUUGAAGGGCCUUUCCCAUAGCGCCAUUGGUCACAGGAUGCCGUAGCCACAGUCUCUUUAGUAUGGGGACUUCAGCUGAAGCGACAGGCCAACAAUAUGUCUACUAGCCCUUGCCUAAAGUGAUGAUGCCAUCAUCAAAAACAACUUAAUGGCGGUUGUGCUAUCCUCAUCAAGCUCUUAAUAGAGCUUUGAGGUCUUCUCUCAUCAUGCAGUAGCUAUCUAGCAGCAGCAUAUUCGCAGGCCUUCUGAAGAAAAGGCCCAUCAUCUCUUUUGUUUUGUUUUUUCCAGGAGUUCAACUUAAUCAGCCUUGGAGCAUCAGUGUUCUCUUAGAGCUACCUAAUUGCUGUAGACAUUUUCUGCUAGGGAUGUGUGACGUGUAUUUGUAUUUUUUGUGCUUUCGUGUGUCUGCGGCUGAGUGUGUGCGUGCGCGUGUUGGUGAGGAAGCGUCUGACGGACGUGUGAACAUGUGGAUAGGUGCUUGUCUUUGUUGUGUCAAUUCAAUGUGAUUAAAACAGUAGGGAAAGAGGGUGGUGUUUGCUGUCCUAUAUCCAUGCAGAUUAAUUUGUCUCCUAUGACGUGUGUGUGUGUGUGUGUGUUUAUGUCUGGGUGGGUUGGAUUUGGAAAGGGGCAGGGGUCUUGUUUAAAAAAAAAAAUAAUAAUAAUAAUAAUAAUAAUAAUAAUAAUAAAGAACACCCAGUCAUAUCAUUUGGGAGAAAUUAUUCUAUCAUCACAGCUGUGAAAAAAAGAAUGUUUUCAAUAUUGAUGUCUCAGUUUCUAAGUCCACCUCAGUAGGAAGCCUCCCUGUGUUUUCUAAAACUCGUCCUCUCCUGCAAUCUCUUCCUUUCUCUCCUUCCCACCCAACUGUAUUUCCUCAUUCCCCUUAUCUCUUUCGUGAUGUAUUGGAUUACCCCUCACAAGGUUACCAUGGACUAUUGUUGUUGAUGACCUCUGGUCAUGUCCUGUUAAAAGAACCUAUCCACAUUAGCAACAAGUCUAUUCUUACCUCUCAUGCCUGGCAUAUAUUGAUGGGAGGCUAUGAGGAUUCACCUCCCAUGUGCCAGGGGCUGUGACUGUUCCUUAGGCUUUCAUAUCUACUUUUCAUAAUCAAUGGGGAGAGUCCUGACAACAGUAGACAAUGUCUGCUGUCUCAGUGGCACCCAACAACCUGCUCCCCUGGCUAAGAAGCACCAUACAUAUGUAUUAGGCUGUUUGGUGUUCAAGUCACUGGUGAAAAGCUAAAUUAAAUGUCAACUAGAUGUUCAUGAGUGCAAUAAUCUCUGAUGUCCCCAUACCCACUUCACUUUCUGUUUUUGACUCUUUGAACAUCCUCCCUUUAGUAAGACCUCUACUAGUAAGACUGAAGACUCUAUGGUGGCCUUACAACUGGAGUGGUGUACAUAGUCAUUACCUUAUUCUCCGACUGACAUGGAUUCUAAUGCUUUGACUUGUUCACUUUAAGGUGUGGAACACAUUUAGGUGGAGGAAGAGGAGAGCCUGGAAUUGUGUGUGUGUGUAUGUGUGCACGUAUUUUUGUGUGCGUGUCCUUCUAAGGGGGAAAAAAUAAAACAAAAGGGAGAGAUUUCUUUUGGGCUCCAUGGUCCAACAUUUUUUGUGUUUUUGUUUUUUACAUUUU